Molecule: messenger RNA, 5702 nt
Organism: Ictidomys tridecemlineatus (thirteen-lined ground squirrel)
Lineage: Eukaryota; Metazoa; Chordata; Mammalia; Rodentia; Sciuridae
Source: RefSeq, a predicted model, not a curated record
GCGUGUGGGUUUCGGGAGGACGCGGUUCCGUUCCUAGUAAUGGGACCGGGAGGGACAGCUGCCAGGCCGUGCGGUGGGCAGUGCGGUAGGUGUGGCCACGCACUGCAGCCGGCAGCCGCGUGGGCAGUUGCGUCCACCCUGGAUCCUGUUACUCCGACCUGGGGCACAGGGUUGCAGCGCCAGGAGCCCAGACGAAAGCCGCCUUACCUGCCCUUGAAGCCAAUGGCCCUCUCUGGGCGACACAGGCUGAUCAGAGGCUGCUUUUCUGGGAGCCUCGCUGGGCGGAAGUUCCAGCUUCUGCAGGAGGCUUCUCCCACCCCGUGUCCAUCUCCCACCCCAGUCCUGCUCUGUAGGGAGAGCUGGCUGGGGACAUCCGACCGAAGUCCCACCAGCACACUAGCCUGGUGGUGUGGCCAGGAACAGGGCCGGAAACUGCCUGCAAGCUGCUGGGGAAUUGGGGAGAAGAGGAGGCAUUUAUCUCCCCUGAGGGUAGCAGCAAGUGGUCUGCUGGGCUCCAGGGAGGACUGGAACCUGUCUCAAAAGGACAGAAAGCACAGGAAAGUGGAAGCCAGGCUCUACUCCCAACUAGAGAGAUGGUGGCUGAUAGGGGAUAACAGCAACCUGCUGAAAUCACACCUGAGAGUAUGGAAACCAGAGUUUGGGGAAGUGUGUGUGUGUGUUCACAUCAGAGAGAGAUGCUCAGACUCACAGACCUUGCGCCUGUAGCCUUCCUGCUUAACUGUCCCUCGCUGGGCAGUACUGCCCUUGGUGGGUGGCUGCAGGGGCUAGGGCUGGGAGCCUCAGUGGUCCUGGUGCUGCAUUUCUGUAGCUUGGUCAUCAUGGGGCUUAAGGCUUGGCUCCUGGCCAGACAGACUCCUCUGACCCACAGCCCCUAUGAGAACAAGGCAAGACCCAUUCCUGCUGCAGUCCUGGGCCUCUCCAGAGAAGCCUUGGAGUCAUUCCUCCAACCCUAGAGGCCGAACUGUCCUCCCCAGGCUCAGGCGUGCCCUGGGUAGGCUGACCACAGACUUGUCUGCCACACCCGUGGGAGGGCAGAGCAGGCUGAGGCAACGUGGUCCCCUCCCAUUCGCUGGUGGUGCCACGUCCUCCUGCCCAGCUGCAGAGGGUGUUUGUUGUUGUUGUUGUUUUUUUAAGAAAUUUUUUUCCUUCAUGCUUUGGCAACCUUGUUCUGCUGAUAAAUAAGAACUGUUUACUUCCGCAUAUUAAGAUGGAUUAAGGAUGGUCAUCUCCCAUUUCCCCUCUGGAGCUGAGGGGUCUUCUCCCCCCAGCUCUAACUGCUCUCCACCCUCUGCUUUCUUUUUUCCAGCUAGCCACACUGCCCUGGAAGGCAGGCUCCCCCAAUCCUCCUGGCACUUCUCCCUUUUGCGUUUUGGUCAGUGCUUUGAAUAGAUGGAACACUUUAAAGAAGGGAAGGAGGAGGUCCCUAGGGGUGAGGCUCAGAUGAGCCAAGGCCUGUACAGUUUGGCAGAAACCUUAGUUGUGCACAGAGCCAGUGCCAACAAUGGUCCUUCCCAGACCUGCUGACCCUUAUAACACCCACGGGGUAAGGCAGUUUCCAGGCUUGAAAGCCCAGGUGCAGGGGAGUGGCACACAGCCCUGCACUGGUGUGGACUCCCCUCUCUCAUACAGUGACUAGUGGUUUCAAGGGACCCGAGGACUAGGUUUCAGAGGCCAGCCUGGGGUCUGUCUCCCUUAGUCUCAACUGAACUUCCUCCACCCUGGCCCUGGUAGCUUCCUGCCCUGCCCUCUGCUGCCCCUUUCUCCAUGGCAGUUCCUCUUCCAGGAGGCCCAGCCAUGCUUAGAAUGGCCUUCUUCCUCUUGUUCAGCUCCAGGGCAUGUCUGCGUCCCUGGACACCACAUCAGGUAUUCGGUUACAUCUAGAGAGAACCCUGUCCACCCAGGUACUUCACCGAGUUCCUGCCUGUUGCAGAUGAGGAAGUGAGCUCAGAGGUGCUGUGCUGGCUCAGCAGUUCAGCCAGGUGCCACGGAGGCUCUCUGCCUGUGCAUACCAUAGUGGGGUAGCCCUAGUGUGCCAAGGGGAAGAGCUUGAGAGAGCACUGUCCAUUCACUGCUCAUUUCUUCUUUAUCAUGAAAGCUUUGAGAAGCAUGUGACAAUGCAGAGGCAGGUGUAAGCACAGAGGAUCCCAGCAUCUGCGGGCUGGAGCCUUGUCCACCAGCACCUGACCUCAGCACACACUUCUGACACAUACACAGGGUCUGGAGACAGAACCGUGAAACCAUGCUUCCUGCCCGCAGCUGACAGCACGGUAGAAUGUUCUGGUUCCUCAGCAUUACAACACCUAUUGGCCAGAUUUCUCCAGUGGAAAGAGCUUAUUUAAACAGUUUUCGCAAGCUGGGGCCCAAACUCGGCUGUGCACUGCCCUCAGCCAACUUGCCUGAGUCUUUUCCCUGGCAGUGUGCCGUGGUGUGAGUCUUGCGGCCUCUGCCUGUGACUGUGUGCCAGGUGUCCCUGUCACGUCAGUUCUCAGCUCCUGCAGCACUAUGGGCGGAAGACACUUGGAUAUUUUAAUAGCUCUGCCAGGUGGUGGAGCUUCCUUCCACCAGCAAGUGCAUGAAGUCCACUAAGCAGGUCCAGGAAGAGGCACACGAAGGGACAGGGCAUGUGGCCAGCACUCAGCAUGACACUGGUCUCCACCAUGGCCUCAGUCACCUCAGGCAUGGGUCUGACUGGUGUUCUGCUUGUCCCCCUUUGGUCAGUGUGUUCCUUGUCCCUCUGUGCUGUCUGACAUUCCAGCCCCUCAUUCCUAGAGUCCCGGGUACCUUUCUGAGGGACACAGUGUGAAACCAUGAUGUGGCACAAUCUAGGCCUUGUCAGCAUUCUUUUUUUGUGGGAGCGGCAGGGUACUUGGGAUUGAACUCAUGGGGGCUCUGCCUCCUCAGUCUUUUUUUUUUUUUUUUUUUUGAGACAGGGCUUCCCUAAGUUGCCCAUUGCAGUCCUCAUACCUCAGCCUCCCAAGUUGCUGGUAUUACAGGUGUGUGCCACCACACGAGGUCCCUUGUCAGCAUUUCUAAGGCAGGUUCUUCUGCCUUGUGUUUGUCUUAAACUGAGGAAAUGGUAAUCUAAGGAUGAUAACUGUCUGACGGACAGCCAUACUGUUGUCACCACCCGCCUGCCAUUACUAAAAGAGAUUGAGGGUUUCUUUGCAGUGAUUACCACAUUGCUGUGUCCUGAAAUGGACUUCAGGAGUUUGACCUGAUCCACUCCUGCUUGCUCUCAGUGCUGGGGGUGGCGGGGUCUCCUGUGUGCCUGCCCUACUUGCUAUUUUCGUUUUGUUCAUCAAGGCUGGCGGCCUCUCCCCAGCCAGGCCCCACCCGAAAAGACCCUAGAUUUCAGUAGCCAGUGUCGAGGUGGGAAGCCUCAGGUCCUACUCCAGCGCCAUUGUGCCAAGAGCCCUGAGCCCUGUCCUGGGUCCUCUGUGAGGACCAUGUCCUAUCUCCUCAGGCGUCCAUCGGUCAGGAAGCCAAGUCCCAGCCAUGGAGGUGGAGGAGCAGCCACCUCAGGAGGCUGAUGGGGAGCCCGUCCUGACAUCAGGGGCCUCGGGGUCAGUGCCCAGGGUGCUUUCCGGAGAACCCCAGAACCUGUCUGACGUGGAUGCCUUCAACCUGCUCCUGGAGAUGAAGCUGAAACGGCGGCGAGAGCAGCCCAACCUGCCUCGCACUGUGACCCAGCUGGUGGCUGAGGACGGGAGCCGGGUGUAUGUGGUGGGCACUGCCCACUUCAGUGAUGACAGCAAGCGGGAUGUUGUGAAGACCAUCCGGGAGGUGCAGCCAGAUGUGGUGGUGGUGGAGCUCUGCCAAUACCGUGUGUCCAUGCUGAAGAUGGACGAGAGGACGCUGCUGCGUGAGGCCCGGGAGGUCAGCCUAGAGAAGCUGCAGCAGGCUGUGAGGCAGAACGGACUCAUGUCUGGACUCAUGCAAAUGCUGCUGCUGAAGGUGUCUGCCCACAUCACAGAGCAGCUGGGCAUGGCCCCUGGCGGAGAGUUCAGGGAGGCCUUCAAGGAGGCGAGUAAGGUGCCUUUCUGCAAGUUCCACCUGGGUGACCGACCCAUCCCAGUCACCUUCAAGAGAGCCAUCGCUGCACUCUCCUUCUGGCAGAAGGUCAAGCUGGCCUGGGGCCUGUGCUUCCUGUCAGACCCAAUCAGCAAGGACGAUGUGGAGCGCUGCAAGCAGAAGGACCUGCUGGAGCAGAUGAUGGCCGAGAUGAUCGGGGAGUUCCCUGACCUGCACCGCACCAUCGUCGCGGAGCGCGACGUCUACCUGACCCACGCGCUGCGGCAGGCCGCCCGGCGCCUUGAGCUGCCACGCGCCUCUGAAGCCGAGCCUAGGAAGUGUGUCCCUUCCGUCGUCGUGGGCGUCGUGGGCAUGGGUCAUGUGCCAGGCAUCGAGAAGAACUGGAGCACCGACCUCAACAUCCAGGAGAUCAUGACCAUCCCCCCGCCGUCCAUCUCGGGCAGAGUGUCCAGGCUGGCCUUGAAGGCCGCCUUCUUCGGCCUGCUGGGCUACGGCCUGUACUGGAUGGGCCGCCGCACCGUGAGCCUGGUCCUGUCGCUGCCCGCUACGCAGUACUGCCUCCAGAGGGCGUCUGAGGCCCGGCCACGCCAGUAGGCAGCCCGCGGGGGAGAAGCUGGCACCGCCCUGGAGUCGUCUUGGGUGCAGGUGCAUUAAAGCCACCCCCCAUGGGGGUCCAGGCCAAGCCUCGCUGCCCUUCCCAGUCCCUGCCCACCAAAUAAAAGAUUAUUGAAUCAUCUGAGCUCGGGCCUCCCAGCAGCCCCCUCCACACCACAGGGGCUGUCCAUGGGCUUCAGCACUCAGGCCAGCUCCAGGGGCGGGAUGGGAGGUGCCAGGUGCACAAGACCCAACCCCCUGGGCUAGGCCCGGUGAGCUGCUGACUGUACCUACCUCACUGUGCCUUGUGCUGCAGCUGGCAGGAGCGUCUGGUCCCAAGUGCAUCUCCCAGUGGGUUUAGGGCCCGCCCGUUUGGCGAGGGCCAGACGCCCCACACCGCUGUGUACUGGCAGCUCCGAGGGAGAUUUGCUGACCUGGAUGUGCCCUGGCUGCAGUCUCUGCCUACAGAGCUUCUGUGUUUGGGUUUUUUUUUUUAAUGUCUAAAAAUUUUUCACUCAGGUAAUUUUAGCUUCAAAGAAAAACAAAAACUGGAGCAAAUGUCAGGAAAUACAAGCCUUAAAUCCAGCUGGGACAAAGAGCAAGGCUUCCUUUGUGUCUCUGAUCUGAGUGGGCGUGUGCACGUUGGGUCAGCUUGGGGUCCAACCCAGCCCUCUGGGGGCUGAACCUGAAGGCUGGCACAGGCCAGGUGUGAGGCUGCUGUCUAGGUCCACCCUCCUUGAGGUCAGGAGGGCCUUGAACCUGCUGUCUGUGCAUCCAGGGGGGGUACCUGGGCCACCUUGACUCUUGGUGCACAACCAGACAGUCUGUGUGUCAGCCUGUGCCACGCAGCACUCCUGGUCAGCUGUGGCCAGCAUCUGUACAACUCCCCAAUCAGGGCCCAGGGUCAUUUGUCCUUUGUUGACUGUCAGCUGAACCAGGUAAAACCCACCCAUUUUGAGCUGGACAGGGACUGCCAAGCUGGCUGGGCUGUGUCUUCCUGUCUCAUGUUUGUGGAUUUGUUCCCUUAGAAAUUGAAAUAAAUUCUAAUUUUGGAA